GUGGCGCCGGAGAUGUUUUAGCGCGCGGCAGCCCAGUAAGUGCAGGUCUGCCUCAUUGCACUGUGUGCGUUGGCUCCGUUUUGUGGUGUCAUGCUUGCGCCUGCGUCUGGCUACGCGGCACCUUUUGGCCCCAAGUUUGCCUUGGCGCUGGUGCCCGCAUUUCGGACAUACGAAGUCAGUGGGGAACGUGCCCGCAGGAAUGUCAUCCUGCGGCCUUCGGCGUUUCCAAUUUGUGAGCACCCUUCUUGCGUCACGGAACCUUCGCCAGUGUCCCGGGGCUGGGUCUGUGCGGGCAAACCGUUUCUAA
Molecule: messenger RNA, 307 nt
Organism: Trypanosoma grayi
Lineage: Eukaryota; Euglenozoa; Kinetoplastea; Trypanosomatida; Trypanosomatidae
Exons: 1
Source: RefSeq, a predicted model, not a curated record